GUAUCCUGACUUGUAUAUAUGCGGUAAUAUCUUUAAGUUAUGUCACAUAAAUUAACAUUUCUGGGGGAUUAUCGAAAUGAUCCUCAAGUAAUUCUACAUUCAUGAAUUUGCAUUCAGCUUAUGUUUACAUCUGAAAUCUAAAUGAAUAUAUAAUGUAGAAUUGCAUAUUGCCUGACACUGAGGUUGUUUACAGUGAAUAAUGCAAGCAAACCAACGUAUUGUCAGAAAGCUCAUAGAAUAACAUCACAAUCAUUAUUACUUUGCAAAGGCUCAAUAACUGAGACUGCUAGGGACCAGACACUUCUGAGGCACACUCCUGAGUCAACCAGCCUGGACAACAUUGAGGGCACUUCCGAGUCAACCAGCCUGCACAACAUGGAGGGCACUUCCGAGUCAACCAGCCUGGACAACAUGGAGGGCACUUCCGAGUCAACCAGCCUGGACAACAUGGAGGGCACUUCCGAGUCAACCACCCUGGACAACAUGGAGGGCACUUCCGAGUCAACCACCCUGGACAAUAUUGAGGGCACUUCCGAGUCAACCAGCCUGGACAACAUGGAGGGCACUCCUGAAUCAACCACCCUGGACAACAUGGAGGGCACUCCUGAAUCAACCACCUUGGAUGACGUAAACAUGAGUCACAAAAUAGUCACAUUCCAAGCUUCUUCAAAGGGCUCCAAAAGAAAGCAAGCUGUGAAGGUGAGAAGCAAGUGGACAGGUGAGGAAGUGAAGGCUGUUGAGCGGCAUUUGCUUAACUUCAUUACAAGCUGCAGAAUACCUGGCAAAAAGGACUGUGACUCCUGCCUCCAGGCAGAGUCAGUAGCUCUGAAAGACCGAGACUGGGUUGCCAUCAAGUACUACGUACACAACAGAAACGUAGCAUUAAAAAGGAAGAUGACUAGGUAGAUCCAUUCCAAUUGAUCUUGUUUUUUGCUUGUAUUUUUUUUGCUGGCACUCAAUAAAAGUAAG
This is a messenger RNA of Gadus chalcogrammus (walleye pollock), 969 nucleotides long. RefSeq lists its product as uncharacterized. The record is from RefSeq and is a predicted model, not a curated record. NCBI's taxonomy places the organism in Eukaryota, Metazoa, Chordata, Actinopteri, Gadiformes, Gadidae. The transcript is spliced from 2 exons. The coding region runs from base 376 to 906 and encodes 176 amino acids.